This is a messenger RNA of Coregonus clupeaformis (lake whitefish), 2484 nucleotides long. Its product is annotated as ras-like protein family member 11A-like. The record is from RefSeq and is a predicted model, not a curated record. Gene Ontology annotation, molecular function: GTPase activity; GTP binding. The transcript has 5 exons. NCBI's taxonomy places the organism in Eukaryota, Metazoa, Chordata, Actinopteri, Salmoniformes, Salmonidae. The coding region runs from base 381 to 1145 and encodes 254 amino acids.
CUCUGUCUCUCUUCUCUCACUUGACUAACCACUGCUGCGGGCUCUGGAACUGGCGGGAUAGACUUGUCUAGGCUAUUCUAACCUCUUCUUGGCUUAUGUGGACUAUUUGGUGCUCUGUCUCGGUAUACUUAGCCUAUGUGAAAUAACCGGGCCAAUUAUAAAACCUGCGGUCAGAUAACAGUUCUUGUUGCGCACUCAAUGCAAGUGGUAGUUUGGAUUGUUUCGAGUAGCAGCCAAAGUGGACGAUUAUAAUUUCAGUUAUCAUCAUGGGCGACACACUAAGCCUCAGCUCCUGAGGCUCAGGAUUGCUUUAGCAGUGGGGUGACGAGGACGAAGAGAGAGGCACGGCAUUCCCAGACUGGACCGAUAAGGACUCCUAAAUGCGUCUUCCUGUCGAUCCAACGACAACAAUGAAUAGUGGUUCUAGCAACUUUCUGCUAGUUCCAAUACCGGAGUAUCCCGUUCUAGACUGCGUGCCCAACAAAAACGUUAAGAUCGUGGUUUUGGGAGCGAGCAACGUGGGGAAAACAGCGUUGAUAGUCAGGUUUCUGACCAAGAGGUUCAUCGGGGACUAUGAGGCAAACACCGGGGCCUUGUACUCCAGAAAGAUCAAUCUAGAUGGAGAACAGGUCUCACUACAGGUUCAGGACACACCCUGCGUCUCUCUACAGGACAAUGCAGAGGGACUAUAUUGUCAGGAGCAGAUCAACAGGUCUAUCUACUGGGCGGAUGGAUACGUCCUGGUCUUCUCCAUCACCGACCACAGCAGCUAUAGAACCAUCCAGCCUCUCUACCAGCACGUCAGACGCAUCCACCCUGCAGGGAAUAUACCUGUCAUACUGGUGGGCAACAAGAGCGACCUCCUCCGUGCCCGCCAGGUGCCAGCCGACGAGGGUGAGUCUUUGGCAGCCUCUCUGGGUGGUGCGUAUUACGAAGUCUCUGCCCGGGAGAACCACGAGGGGGUCCACGCCGCCUUUCUCCACCUCUGUGGCGAGGUGAGCCGGGCGCUGGGCGGGGGGAACGGGGAGAAGAGGAGAGGGGGGCUGCACCUAGCCCGGCCUAAGUCCCCCAACAUGCAAGAGCUAAAAAGGCGGUUCCGACAGGUGCUCUCAUCCAAGGGGAAGUCUUCCACUACCACGCUGUGAUGAUAAUGGAAAAGGAGAUGGUUCUGAUGGUUCUAGUUCUGGUUCCAGAAUUGGAAUUAUGGAUUUAGCCCAGUUGACUCUCUUGUGAUGUCAUUGUAUGAGAAUGAAUGUAACAGUUUCAAUGGAACAGUGAGAAGUGAUAAACGGUUCUAUAUUCUAUUUCCUCCUAUUGGAAUAGAACAUUGAGAUAAGGAAAUCUAUAUUCCACUUGUGGAAGGAAUGGCACAGAGACAGCAAGGCCAAACGCUUCCAACAAAGGAGUGGGCUUCGUGGGAUGUGAUGUCACAAGCCUGUCUGCCGAUUCAACCAAGGGUGACUGAGGAGACUGAAAAACAGACUAUGACUGACAGGUAUAACGGACCAAUCGUAGGCUACUCUGAGAUCGCUAUUCGUACUGAGCUAUCAUGCAGUAGACAACUCUCCUUGCUUUUGAUACAUUUGUAUUUAAAGAAUGUCAUCUGAAAAUGUACUGUACCCAGAGGCAAAGAAAAAUGAUGUCGGCAUCACAGAUGCAGAUAUCUAUUGUCUAUUCCCUUUAUAGUCUAGUGCACUACCUUUGACCAGGGGCUGUAGGGUGCCAUUUGAGAUGUAACCUAUGUAUUUUCUCAAUUAAACAUUUAAAACAUGGACGGGCCAUGCUUAAUUAAAUGUAAUUGCUAAAAACGCACUCAACCACAGUCCUUGACAUCCUGGUCUGUACUAAUCUAUACCAGCCUGGUUCCCCUGAACAGUCCCUAACCACAGGAUCAGUUUACCCUACCCCAACCCUAACUUAAACCAUCAGGAAGGCAAUAGCUAAAACUGACCACAGACCAGUUCUUAGGGGAAACUUCAUCCUACAUCAAACCACUGUGAUGUCUAGGGUUGCAAAAGUCGGUUGGAUUCAGGAGGGAAUAAGCAGGACAUUUGGAAUCCUUCAACCAGAAUUUCAGGAAAACCUGAGAAUUUGGGGGAAAUUACAGGAAUUUUGCAACCCUACUCAGGCCCCUUUAAAGUAACAUGUGUGGAGGCUCUAUGUCCUACAGAUGUAUCUUUCUGGCUGUGUUUUUUAUAUGACUCUGGAAAGGAAGAGACUUGGUUGCGUCCCAAAUGGCACCCUAUUCCAUAUAUAGUGCACUACUUUUGACCAGGGCCCAUCAAAAGUAAUGCACUAUAUAGGGAAUAGGGUGCCAUUUGGGGUGCAACCAUGGAGAGACAUGAGACUGAGAGUUCUCAUGACCUUUCACCUCUAUCUGCUGUGUCAGAGUUUUUUAACACACACCAGAGCAGAGAUCAUCAACUAGAUUCAGCCGCAGGCUGAUUUUUUCUUGAGCGGAUGGUCAGUGGGCCGGAACAUAAU